AUGGGAAACUCACAGAAGACAAACCGAAGCGCCAUUAUCAGAAACGAGACAACGCAGAGUACCAUCCCAUCUAGAAACCGAGCUUCAUGCGCGGCAAAACCAGAGGAUUCGAUUUCCAGUCUCGCCGAGUCAGAACGCGACGCAGUGGCGGCAACUCGGGAGACACCGCAGCAAGGACACCUGAAAACGGCAGAAGCGGAAGACAGGAGAGCUACAAACGGGAGAAGCAGCCACGAUUUUCCAGCAACAACUCCGAGAGCAAUAAGGGUAAUCGACAAAGAAGGAAAGUGGACAGCAGAUCACGAUGACGUCGGACGAGAGCUCGCACCACGCAGCAGCAACGUCGACCAAAGCAGCAAUACUGCGCACCAACGAACCCUAUUAGCAAAACGAUCCGUUCACCAAGGUGGUAAUUCCCGCGAGGCGGAACGCACCUUCGGCGGUGCUGCCGUGAUGCUCGACCUCAACAAAAGGAAAGAACAAAAGGAAAGAACGGCAGGGGACCAUACAUCUAGGGCCACGAAAUCACCCACGAGAAUGACGGCAACUCGCAAGGAGCGACAGGCAAUCGGCGCGCACAUCCGUCCAUAUCACGGAAGAGGAGUACUCCAUCCGGCAAGACCGUUAAGGGAGGAUGCAAAGAGCAACACGGUAACCAAAAAAGACGCAGGACCAACACAAGAGAAAGAAAAGAAAAAAAAAGAAACAUCGGACCAAAGAGAUGAUCACGCCAAGCGGUUCAAAGCAUCCAGGAAGAGCCGAGCUCAAUACUCCGUGGAGGAGGCUGAAUUGGAACUGCAUAAACGGGUUUCCUCGCUGUUCUCCAGUUUCGGACUAGAUACCACAAAGACCCUCAAUAUGAUGAAAAGACACUCAGCACUGGUAUCCGGUUCCGCUGCUCUCGCGGUCGUCAUACCGGGUAGUAUAGAGCCCAACAACAUCGACAUAUACGUAUCAACCCACAGCAAGAACGAUAUCAUCGAAGAGCUCGCACGGGAUACAAGGUACCAAGAAGUCACCCAGGAAAUCGGUAGAGCCAAAGGAAUCGCGCACUCCAGAUACAUCCUCGCCUCGAAAGGAGUCCUAUCCAGCACCUACAUGACAAACACGCAAACAGGCCAACAAAUCAACGUAAUGGAAACCUUCUCCGGGAUCGCCGAAAGAACCGAAAGAGGACCUCUUCCACACGUGCAAGCGAUAUGGAAGAAAUACGCGGAAAGGGGGCUGGCGACAGUGUGGAGUUUGAAAGACAAAGAGGUAUCCAACAGAUGGAAAGCAGCACGCCGACACACGUGCAAAGAAUGGUCGUACUGUCCGCACACGAAUCGCACCACCAUGGACGAGGGAGUGAUAUACUUGAACUUUCCAGAGUGGAAGGGACAAGGAGUCGACCUACCUUUCAUCGAGUGGAACCUAGCAUCCAGCAAGAGAUGCGACGGACGGGAAUGCAUAAUACUGGGCGUCGUCCGAAGCAAGCACGGCCAGUCGAUCCUGUUCACCUAG
This is a messenger RNA of Coprinopsis cinerea okayama7#130, 1503 nucleotides long. RefSeq lists its product as hypothetical. NCBI's taxonomy places the organism in Eukaryota, Fungi, Basidiomycota, Agaricomycetes, Agaricales, Psathyrellaceae. Bases 1 to 1503 code for a protein of 500 amino acids. The record is from RefSeq and is a predicted model, not a curated record. The transcript has 8 exons.